AUAGAAAGAUAACAACGAUAAAAAGAAAUGGAUAUAAAGGACUUUAUUGCGAUUUUUAUUUUUCUUCCUGCCUUUCUUGAAGCACAACAAGGCACUCGUUGCGCCAAUGGCUGGAUACAACACCAUGACAAAUGCUAUUUCUUCAGUAAAGUAAAGGAACCAUGGUUUGCGGCAUCUGCCCUUUGCGUUGCUUAUGGUGCCCGCUUAGCUGAGCCAGUGACACAGGAAGAGGUGACAUUUCUAUCCAGAGAAACAAUUCAAAUUGGAAAUGGCGGAGAUUACUAUUUAGGCGUGACAGAUGCUUUCUUGGAAGGCGAGUGGGUCUACUCCUCCAGGAAGUCCCCUGUGUUAGUACACAUGCCCUGGGUAGGAGGGGGACCAGACAACUACCAUGAAGAGGACUGUGCUGCUAUUGAUUCAAGCACUACUCAUCACGGACAGUGGACCGAUGUUCCUUGUGAUUUACCGCUUUACUUCAUCUGUGAAUAUAGUUUAGACCUUUUACACAGUGACAUCGCUUUAUAAUGUACCAAGUACCUAGACUGGCAAUGGAAAGGAUCAACAACAAAAAGGGAAUCAGCACAAGAACUGGCACUGAAACACAUAAAUUUUAACUUGU
Messenger RNA from Saccostrea cuccullata (small rock oyster), 619 nucleotides. RefSeq names its product C-type lectin domain family 4 member E-like. The transcript has 5 exons. The coding region runs from base 28 to 525 and encodes 165 amino acids. The record is from RefSeq and is a predicted model, not a curated record. Lineage: Eukaryota; Metazoa; Mollusca; Bivalvia; Ostreida; Ostreidae.